UUUACAAACUGAAGCAGGAGCAGCACACAUCUGCAGGAUGUGGACUCGCCCGCCGCACGAGGACUGAGGCGGCCAGCCUGGGUCUGCUGCCGUCCACAUCCACAUCGCCUUCACCUGCCAUCGCGUGCUGCUUUCUUUCUCCACUUGGGCAGAGAGAACGGCGAGCUUCCUGGUCCAGGUCCGAGACGACAACAGAGCUCAGUCAGGGUUUGGAUUCGAAGCAGCGAGUGUUUUUGUCUCGACCUCCAAAAGACUGGUUUGCUCAACGGAUCACUGGACUUGACUGUUGCCAUCACAGACUUGAAGGGGAUCUGUGAAUCGGCUCACUCUCAGACGAGGAGGACAAGGCUGGGCUUCACCUCUUGACUUCAUCACCAGACGGUGAAGCGUUUUUCUGGAUACUGCAGAGGUCACACCCGAACUUCCAGACCUGUGGUCUCAACUUCUACUCGCUUGAUGUGUCAUGUCCAGCGGUGCCUCAGGUGACCCCACUGAGGACACCCCGGUCGCCUGCUUCGACAUGGCAAGUGAGGAGCUCUUCCAUCUGCCGCUCAACGUCUACAUCAUCAUCCUCGGCAUCGGCCUCUUCAUCCUCAUGCUCAGCCUCAUCUUCUGCUGCUACCUCUUCAGACUCCGGCGUCAAGGUGCGAGAAAUCAAUACGGCUACAAUGAGGUCGUUUUGAAAGGAGCGGGGAAGAAGCUGAGUCUUCUCGGGCAAACAUGUGCAGUGUGUUUAGAGGAAUUCCGGAGCCGGGACGAGCUCGGCGUGUGUCCCUGUUCGCACGCCUUUCACAAGAAGUGUCUUCUGAAAUGGCUUGAGAUCCGAAGUGUGUGUCCGAUGUGCAACAAGCCCAUUUGUCGCAUCCAGCCCGACAACACGCAGUCACCAGAACAACCCCAGGGCCUGCUGGAGGUGUGAAGAAUGUCCAGGUCUGGCUCGACAGAUGUCGCCUCCACGGCUGGCUUCAGAAGGUGGAAGGAAGGAAAACAAGCCGAGUGUGGAACUCUUGAAAGCAGGAGACGCCUCACCUGUGGUUUUCUUCCAUGACAACGCCCACAGGUCAUGUGACGCUGAUCUGUCAUUUCUUGUAAAUGGAACUGGAACAGUUGAAUUAAACUUUAACCACCUGAGUGAGGGUGGACAGCCAUGAGCCACAAACACUGAUAAGGCGCGGAUUACUGAAGCGAAAAUUAAAGGUAUGGCUCGACAAAGUGAUAAGACCUUGUUUAACCUUGAUCAAAAGUGCCUUAAGUCAUGGUGAACACAUUUUAUGUAUCAGUGAAACGUGGUGAGAUAUAUAUAUAUAUAUAUAUAUAUAUAUAUAUAUAUAUAUAUAUAUAUAUAUAUAUAUAUAUAUAUAUAUAGUCCGCAUCCACUUGUAUUUCAGAAAGUCACUUUAACAGUAUGUAAUGUGUAGUUUUUGUUGCGUGUGGGGCAGUAGUUUCUUCAGAAGGGAAGCUCCAGAGCUGGUCCUCUCAUUGGGUGAUUUGACUGUCUGUCACACUCUCCACAGUGUAGGCAUAUUUGUGCCACAACAGAUUUUGAUGGUAGACAUGAUGUGAAGAUGUUAAGAACAGAAAUGUGAGGAAUUAAUGUCACUAAUCCCACUGUCGCCACGGCCUCUGCUAUCAUUAUCAGAAUUGAAAUGAUCCCUCUGGGGAUGAGUUGAUGUUAACCAGCUGAGACUGGGAUUGUUAUCUUGAUAACUACAGCUCCCACUUCCACAGCCCAUACAAAUGGCACUCAAUGCUGUGUCCAUGUUCCAACUGUUAAAAGUUGUCCAACUUGAAUAAAGUUUUUAUGGUUGUGAAACAUCACAGUACUGGACUUCAAAGCUUGGAUGAACUGAGUCAACCUGAGGAUGAAAUCUGGUGCACUCAAGUCAUUUUAUUUGGCUCAUACGGGCUUUAAAUAUGUAUACACAAAAGUAAAUUCUUUACCGACCUAAACGUCCUCCAAAUAUAGAUCAUCAUCUCAUUCAAGCUUUGCCCUUCAACAGGCUUUCUCUGGAAAGAAGAGACCACAAGUGUAGAUUAGAUCAGAGUCAGCUUUAUCACAUGUACACAAGUAAGGGAUCCUGCAUUUAAUCGUGAGUACAUGUCUUCAGCAGUCUGCUGGUCCUGGUUCCUAGGCUGAAGCAACGAUCAGAAGGGAAGUGUGCAAACAGUCUAGUGCAGGGUUGGGCAAACCGGUCCUCAAAGGGCCGGGCUGGUGCGGGUUUUUCUUCCGACCCAUCAAGCACACACAGUUUAGCUAAUGAAGCUUCAGCUGAAACAGUCAACACCAGACUGAUAUGCAACUGAUCCGAAGACACCUGGAAUAGCUGGAGACAGGCAGCAUCUACGCAGGCUCCUCAUGAUGUGGCAGGUCUUCAUGAGCAAGCUGGCGGCCUCAGGAGACAGGGGUGGUCCUGGACGUAUGGAUGGGGCCAUCCACGCUUCCUCUGUCUAUCAUCAUGUCAUUUAUCCUCAAAAAAAUAAAAACAAAUCUAGGUGCCCAUGAUGAAAAUCAAUGUAUG
Molecule: messenger RNA, 2519 nt
Organism: Synchiropus splendidus (mandarinfish)
Lineage: Eukaryota; Metazoa; Chordata; Actinopteri; Syngnathiformes; Callionymidae
Product: RING finger protein 122-like
Exons: 6
Coding region: 464-919 (151 amino acids)
Molecular function (GO): zinc ion binding
Source: RefSeq, a predicted model, not a curated record